Messenger RNA from Camellia sinensis, 756 nucleotides. The record is from RefSeq and is a predicted model, not a curated record. Lineage: Eukaryota; Viridiplantae; Streptophyta; Magnoliopsida; Ericales; Theaceae.
AUGGCAAGAAAAUCCAGCCCAACCAAUUGGAAUUUUCCUUUUAGGAGAGUGCUUUUCACUUGGGAAUUGGAAGAAGAAGCUAAUUUACUUGGUCUACUAUCUUCAGCUCCCUCUUUGGCAAUUGACAAGGCUGAUCAUCUUAUCUGGGCUUCUGCAUCUACAAGUCCUAGUGUAUUUACUGUGUCCUCUCUCUACUCUGCUUCUAACUCUACUCUAGGGCUUCAUUUUAAAAUUUGUAGGCAUAUUUGGAAUGGGGCUGUCCCUCCUAAGGUUUCAUUUUUUAGUUGGCUGGCCUGGAAAAACAAAAUCAAGACAGCAGUGUUUAUGCACAGAAUUGGCAUUUUAGAUGUUUCUGCUUCCUUCAUCUGCCCAUUUUGUUGUUUUGAACCUGAAUUUGCUGCCCACAUCUUGCUUCAUUGCCCAUUCUCUUGGUUGAUUUGGUCGUCUAUAAUUAAUGAGUGGCGGUUCUCUUGGUGCAUUCAAGGUUCCGUAGAUGAUCUCCUCCAAUGGUGGAUGGCUGUUAAGUUCAAGAAUUUUGAUAGGCUAAUUUGGAGAGCCAUCCCCCUUAUUGUUCUUUGGUCGCUUUGGAAACUUAGGAAUGAAUGUGUCUUUGCAGAGGCUCAACCUAGUCUCUUUGGCUUGAGUGAAAAUAUCAAAAUCAGAACAGCACUUUGGCUGAAAGCAUCUAUUAAAGACCUUCCUUAUUCAGUUGAUGAUUUAACUUUCAAUUGGCGUCAAAUCAGAGGAUGUUCUUAA